Messenger RNA from Prorocentrum cordatum, 3684 nucleotides. NCBI's taxonomy places the organism in Eukaryota, Dinophyceae, Prorocentrales, Prorocentraceae. The record is from the annotation of a GenBank genome assembly.
CGCGCCGCAGGACUUCGACUCCAUCCUGGGGCGAUUUCAGGAGGAGGACGCCAACGAGGAGGCCGAGAAGGAGAAGAUCGAGUCAGAGAUGGUAGAGGAGUUCGUCGAUCUCGGAGUUACCGGGGACGGCCUGGAGGACGACGACGCGGGGGACGAGACCAUGACCGAUGCGGAGCUGGCCCGUGCAGGCAAGACGAGGGUUGUCUACAAGGGCCUCGUGCCCUCCAAAGCGUACUGCCGAAUGAUCGCCAUCGAGAACGCGAAGCGGACCUGGCAGAACGACUGGAAAGGACCUGGCUGUUCCAUCCCGGUGAAGAUCGCCAAGCUGACUGAGGUGAUCCGGGCACUGACGAUCCACUGCCGCGAGAACUACCACGACUACCUCUGCCGCAGGAGGCUGAUCAUGAGGGUGGCGGACAGGCGCAGGCUGCUCGACACGCUGUCCUGGACCAACGUCGAGGGAUACCUCAAGAUACGCGAGGUCCAGACCACCGGGAAGGCCACCGCUCGCGGCCUUGCGCGCUGGCAUGCCCAGCCGUGCGCGAGCAGGCAGGAGCCGGGCGCGGUGCCAUGGCGGAGGUGCCAGUGGUGCCAGCACACUUCGCAGAUGUAUCAGCAGUUCUGCACGAACGAGAUGGGGAUGGCAGUGAAUCGCGACAAGGAGGUCUACUUCGCAAAGCUUGCGGAGCAGGCGGAGCGCUACGACGAGAUGGCGACUCACAUGGAGGCAGUGGGGAAAUCGGGGGACGAGCUUUCAGUUGAAGAACGCAAUCUCCUGUCUGUGGCCUACAAGAACGCCGUGGGUUCGCGUCGCGCUGCGUGGCGUAUCAUCACCAGCGUGGAGCAGAAGGAGACUAGCAAGGGCAACGAGGAAAACGCAAAGUUCGCGAAGGAGUACUGUAAGAAGGUGGAGGGUGAGCUCGAUGACAUCUGCAAGAAGAUCCUUGCCGUGUUGGACAACAGUCUCAUUGGAAAGGCAACGACCGGCGAGUCUCAGGUCUUCUACCAGAAGAUGAAGGCCGACUACUACCGCUACAUUGCCGAGUACACCACCGGCGCUGACAAGGAAAAGGCUUCGAACGACGCCAAAUUAGCCUACGAGGAGGCGCAAGCGAUUGCGACCAAGGACUUGGCAGUGACGCACCCGAUCCGUCUCGGUCUUGCUCUGAAUUUCUCUGUGUUUCAGUACGAGGUGUUGGCGAACCCGGACGAGGCGUGCAAGAUGGCGCGCACCGCCUUCGAGGACGCGAUCGCCGAGCUCGACAACGUCGCAGAGGACUCCUACAAGGACUCAACCCUCAUCAUGCAGCUGCUCCGCGACAAUCUGACGCUCUGGACCUCGGAUCAGGGGGGGCGGGCCCCGCAGAGGGGCGCAGAGCGCGCUAUGGCCGUGGGGGCGCCAGCGGCCUCCCCGUUCGGCCUCGCCACCGCGGACUUCGUGGAGCCCUGCACGCGGGCGGUCAUGUUCUCGCUGGCGAACUUCCUGUACGACCAGGCCGUGUUCUUCGCGGAGCGGCUGGUGGCCCACCUGCCCGACAGCGAUGAGGCGCUGCGCAUGCUUGCGGCCGCGCACCUGCACAGCGGCGACGCGGCUCGCGUUCGCGUGCUGCUCCAAGGCGGUGCAGCGCGCACGCCUCAGCUGCGGUACCUGCUGGCGCUGAGCUGCAUGCAGCUGGGCAAGCCGGAGGAGGCCGAGGCUGCGCUGCUCGGGCGGACCGGAGGCAUCAUCGGCUGGAGCGACGGUGUCGCUGGCUGCGGCCCAGGCCUCUAUCUGCUGGGCCAGGCCAGAGAGCGCCUUGGGCGGCCAGAGGAUGCAGCGGAGUGCUACGCCAAGUGCCUGGACGUGUGCCCCUUCAUGUGGUGUGCGUACGAGCGCCUCAGCUGGCUCGGCACGGGCACCGCCUCUGCCGCCGAGGGGUCCUCCUCCACCUCUUGGGCUGCGCCGGCGUCGCACGGCACAUACUUCCAGGAGGACGACCUCAGGCAGGACCCCGUGCUGCACCCCUGUCCACAGGUGGCCGGCAGCCCGCGAGGCCUCGGGGGUGGCGGCCUGUGCAGCGGGGCCGUGGCCUCGCCGCCGAGGAAGCGGCGCCGGAGCAGCGGCGGCUGCCCGCUGCGCGCCUCGCCCGGGCUGGGCGACCGCGGCACGCCGCCGGCGCUGCCGCGGACGCCCCGCGCGGCGCGCGCGCCCAGGCCUCGGUCGGCGCAGCGUCGCCCGAUGCCGGGCGCCCAGAGCUCCAACGCGGCGCCGAGCCGCACGAGCCCCGCGAGGCGGCGGCCCCCGCGCCGCGCCCCGCCGCGACGCUGGGGGCGCUGCUGCGGGCCCUGGGGGCGGUGCUGCGCGCGCAGCGCAGGUUUGCGCGGCGGGAGGCGCUGCUGGAGGCCCUCGCCGCGCUGCCGCCCCAGGAGCGCAGCGCCGCGCUGGCCCAGGAGCUGGCGGCGCGGGGCCGCUUCGAGGCGGGGGAGUACGCGGAGGCCGCGAGGCUCUACGCGGAGUGCCUGCGGGCGCACAAUGCUGCACCGGUCCGUGGGCCUCGACCGCUACUCCACGGCCCUGUGGCACCUCCGCAGCGGGGCCGAGCUGGGCCGCCUGGCCCAGCGGGCCCUGGACUGGGACAGGCUGCGCCCGCAGGCCUGGUGCGUCGCCGGGAACUGCUUCAGCCUGCAGGGGGAGCACGACCGGGCGAUCCGGUGUUUCCGGCGGGCCAUCCAGGUCGACCCUCUCUUCACGUACGCCUACACGCUGCUGGCGCACGAGUACACGGCAACGGAGAAGUUCGACAAGGCCGUCGAGCUGUACGAGCGCGCUCUCGGGGUGGACCGCAGGCACUACAAUGCCUGGUGGGGCCUGGGGAACGUGUACCUCCACCAGGAGGAGUACGGCAAGGCGCGGUACCACUUCCAGAGGGCCGUCGACAUCAACGGCAGCAACGCCGUGCUGCUGACCUCCCUCGGCAUGGCGUGCCGCUCGAUUCGGCGGCGACCGGGGCGCGCUCUCGAGCUCUUCGCCGCGGCCGCGGGGGGCCCAGGCGGGGCGGCGCUGGCGGCCUUCGAGAAGGGGCGCGCCCUGGCCGCCCUGGGGCGCCACGAGGAGGCCCUGGAGGAGCCUCACCCGCGUACACCGCGUCGCGCCGAAGGAGCCGGCGGUGCACCUGCAGCUGGGCCAGGUCCACGGCAGGCUGGGUGACGCCCGCCAGGCGCUGCUGCACUUCACGACGGCCCUGGACCUCUGCGGCUCCAGGUCGCAGCGAGAAGCACGCUCACCGUGGCCAAGAUGGCGCGGUAUCUCGUCGACGCCGAUCUUGGUCAUGGUCCAUGCUGGCCCAAUUGCCGACUCGCGAGGACGACCUACGAAGUGACGGUGACCCAGCUGGACGGAGACCAAGAUCGACACCGACGCUUCCGCGCUCAGUCUUGUUCAGGGGACUCCCGGGACUACCAGGCCAUCCUCGCGGCCCAGAACGAGCUCCUCCAGUCCGCUGGCGGCGUCGCCUGCCGCGACCGGCCCGCCGCCUCGGCGGGGGUGGUCGCCUCCGCGUGAGGCCUUCCUGGGAUCGGCGGCAGCAUCCGAACCCUUGCCUUGCCGAUCAAGCCGAUGCGUGGGCGUGUCGCCAUGGGGGGGGAGACGUCGGUUCCACAGGCAGGGGAUAUGUAUAAAUCCCCGCCUCGCAGAUCAACGAUUCA